Molecule: messenger RNA, 951 nt
Organism: Dovyalis caffra
Lineage: Eukaryota; Viridiplantae; Streptophyta; Magnoliopsida; Malpighiales; Salicaceae
Source: the annotation of a GenBank genome assembly
AUGGGUUUUGCUCUUCGCAGUGCUACAGGUACGGUCAAGCUAUUGUCUGGCCAGCCAAAAGAAGGUGUUUCGGUUGAAGCCCGGUCUGUGUCAAAGGGUUACUAUGAGGAGGCAGUAACCGAUUCAUCUGGAAGUUAUAGGCUUAGAGGGCUUUUACCCGAGACAACCUAUGUAAUUAAAGUAAUAAACAAGGAUGGCUUGGGUACUACUAGAAUUGAACGUGCAUCGCCAGAAUCUGUUGCUGUUAAGGUUGGACCAGGGGAUAUAAGGGAUUUGGAUUUUGUGGUCUUUGAACAGCCAGAAAUGACCAUUGUAAGUUGCCAUGUGGAAGGGCAGAGAAAGGAAGAAUUACGUUCACAGCUUUUGGUUGAGAUAAAGUCAGCAAGUGACUCAUCCAAGGUUGAGUCCGUCUUUGAGCUGCCAGUGUCCAACUUCUUUCAAGUGAAGAAUUUACCUAAGGCAAAACACCUUCUGCAGCUUCGAACAAGCCUGCAAUCAAGAACCCACAAAUUUGAGUCAGAGAUUAUUGAGGUUGACCUUGAGAGGACAGCCCAAAUUCAUGUGGGUCCACUGAGAUACAGUUUUGUGGAGGAUCACCAGAAACAGGAAUUAACUCCGGCACCAGUGUUCCCUCUCAUAGUCGGGGUUUCAGUAAUUGCCCUUUUCAUUAGUAUGCCAAGAUUAAAGGAUCUAUAUCAAUCCACUGUGGGAAUACCGACACCAGGAUUUAUGACAACUGCUAAGAGGGAACCCAGAAAGCCAGCUCCCCAGAUGGUGAAUAGUGUUCUGUACUUUUGGUUUGUUUCCGGUCGGGGGGGACGAAAGAGGAGAAUCCAAAUGGCUUGUGUUAUGCUUUGUCCACCCUCCUUCAACUUCAGUUUCGACCCCCCAAUGCCUUUGCUUUUAUCUAAUAAUCGUAGCAUCCUACGGAAGGCAGGGCUAUUUUCGUAA